AUGUAUUGGUGCUUCUCUUUCAAAAUUGGACACUCUAAUAAACUCAAGACUAUUAGAGUGGUGCAUUUAAAUGGCUAUGUAGAAGAUUUUGAUCAUCCUAUUAGUGUUAGUGAAGUCAUUGGAAAACCCCAAAAGCACUUUAUGUUCACUCAAUCCCAACUUUUAUCCACUUGUUUACAACCUCUCAAGCUUGAUUACAUGUUGCAACAAGGCCAUAUUUACUUUUUAUUACCUCAUUCAACUUUUCAAUCUAAUAUAUCUCCUAUUGAAUUGGCUCCAAUUGCUAGAAAACUUAAUAGGAUAGCCAAAAAUCCCAUGGUAUAUAAUAAGGACAAGUCAAGGAAGAAAAAGUCAUGGAAUGGUAGUACUACUAGUAGCCCUAACCGGUUUUCAGAUGAGAGUAUUAGGGUUGAUCCAGAGAAAGAGAAAGAACGACUUAUAACCUAUGGUACUAUGGGACUACGAAUAUCGAAAAAGUCACCAAAAUGGGAACCACUUCUGGAUACUAUUCGAGAAAGAUCGUUUAAUCGGAGGAGUGAGUCUGAUCUACAAGAGAAAAAAAUUGAAGGUGUGAAGUAUAUAUAG
Molecule: messenger RNA, 585 nt
Organism: Solanum dulcamara
Lineage: Eukaryota; Viridiplantae; Streptophyta; Magnoliopsida; Solanales; Solanaceae
Exons: 1
Coding region: 1-585 (194 amino acids)
Source: RefSeq, a predicted model, not a curated record